Molecule: messenger RNA, 843 nt
Organism: Recurvomyces mirabilis
Lineage: Eukaryota; Fungi; Ascomycota; Dothideomycetes; Mycosphaerellales; Teratosphaeriaceae
Exons: 2
Coding region: 1-843 (280 amino acids)
Biological process (GO): DNA catabolic process
Molecular function (GO): nucleic acid binding; endonuclease activity
Source: RefSeq, a predicted model, not a curated record
AUGAAGUCCCUCACCAUUACUGCAACUCUUGCGACACUUGCAGUAGCUCCGCUGACCUCAGCCUGGGGUGAUCUCGGCCAUCGUACCGUUGGCUAUCUUGCACAGCACUACUUUACGGAUGCCGCUAGCCAACUCGUCCAAGCCAUCCUACAGCCGACUGACACCUUUGACAUCUCCGAUGGUGCUGUCUGGCCUGACAAGGUCCGGCGCCGGCGAGAGUAUACGGCUGGUUGGCACUUUAUCGACGCUGAGGACACACCACCGCAAUACUGCAGCGUAGACUACUCUCGCGACUGCCCCGGUCGAAAAGGCUGCGUCAUCUCCGCCAUCAUCAACCAGACUGCUCUCCUUUCAGAUACUUCUCAAGAUACCACUACCCGCAACGAGGCACUGAAGUACCUCUUGCACUUCCUCGGCGAUGUUCAUCAGCCUUUGCACACCGAAGCCAUCGACCGCGGCGGCAACCAGAUCAAGGUCUGCUUCGAUGGCUCGUGCCGGAAGAACCUGAAUCUGCACGAAGUCUGGGAUACUGAGAUACCUAACAAAAUCAACGGACUCAAGCGCGAACCCAAGGUGGACGAGGAGAAGGAGACUGCGAAGAACUGGGCUGAUGAGAUGUUCCAGUCCGGUGGGAAGAUAAGUAUCUGCGACUUCACGGCUAGUAGUACGCAAGAUUGUGCGUUGCAGUAUGCCAAGGAGACGAACGUGUACGUUUAUUCGUAUGUUUUGAAGGAUGGAGUUGAUGGCCUGGAGGGUCAGGAUCUGGGUGGUGAGUACUACGAUGGUGCGGCACCGAUUGUCAAAGCUCAGAUUUUGGCCGCGGGUCAGAGGUUGGGUGCUUGA